Molecule: messenger RNA, 1734 nt
Organism: Closterium sp. Naga37s-1
Lineage: Eukaryota; Viridiplantae; Streptophyta; Zygnematophyceae; Desmidiales; Closteriaceae
Source: the annotation of a GenBank genome assembly
AUGUCUCGAGCGCUUCUCCUACUCGUCGCGCUAUCCGCGUUAUUAGCAGCCGCCGCCGGCGCCGCUGCUGCGACUAAGCCUCCCCGCUCAGGCGGGGUCGUUCUGCGCGGCGGGGACGGCAGCGUGACCAGCGGCGCGGCAACAGCUGGCGGGCGCGGCGGGAGCGGCGAUUCCCACGCCGUUUCGCAUGGCGACUCGCACGACGAUUCGCGGCACGGCGGGUUUCCUGGCGGCGGGAGUGACGAAGAGAGGGAGGAGGAGUACGGAGGCCGCGGCGGGCAUGGCGGCCCGGGGCAUGACAACGACGAGGACGACUCGCCUGCUGAUGACGACCACGAGAACGAGCACGAGGGCGAGCAUGAUACCGAGGAUGAGGACGGGGAUGACAGCGAGCAUGGGGGCAGUAGCAGCAGCCAUGGCGGCGGGCUGUGCGGGCGGGGCGGGUGCAGCAACGACUCAGGCGAGGUGGGGUACUGGAAGCUGCCAGACUAUGGCCGCUGCUCCAUCGGCACUGGCAGCACCAGCGGCAGCGCCAGCAGCAGCAGCAACGGUGGUGGUGCGCCGAGGAAGGCGGACGAGGCGUGGUGUGCGGGGGCGGCAGUGGGCGUGAAGGAGUGCUGCAGCCGAUGCACCAGCGUUAAUGCCACGGUGGACGGCACGCCCUUCAACUGCCGCCACUGGGUGCACAUCCCGUCUCCCAACUCUCACAGCCGCAGCAGCAGCAGCAGCAGCGAGCAGCGAGGCAAGUGCGUCCUCAUCCCGGCCGUGGACGCACUCACGCCCGAGAAGGCCCGCAAGGGGCGGUGCGGCACCAACACGGGCGGCGACACGGUGCGAGUGGGGCGGCGGUGUGCGUGUGGCGAGAACGACCCGCACUUCCUGGGCGCGCACGGCACGCGGUUUGACUUCAACGGGCUGCCCAGGCGCUCCUUCUGCCUCUACACCGACCGCCACGUGCACGUCAACAUGGCCAUGCGCGGCUAUCUGGAUCACCGCCCCCUUGCGCUCGCACCCGCUGCUGCUGGGAACCGUAGCACGCUCGCUGCGGCUCGUUUCGUCAACGGUUCGGCGGUUCGCACGUGGAUCCGACAGCUGGCGAUCAUGUGGCACGACGGCGAGAGCAGCAACAGCAGCAGCAGCGGCAGCGGCAGCGAUGCUAGUGCCGGCAGCAGCACAAGUGCUCACUCUCUUGUGCUCACGGCACGGGAUGGCAAAGAGCAGACUCGUGGCACACAAGGCUUCCUUGCAUCCGCCACUCUUGACAACAAGCCUCUCCCGCACCUCACCCUUGGCGAGACCCACGUUCUCUCCAACGGGCGGCUGGUUCUGUCCUUUGUGGGCCAGGAGAAGACCGGCCCGUUUGACGUGGACGUGUACACCCUCCGCCUGAAAAAUCUCCUGGAGCUCGAGCUGAAGCUGCGCGCGGCGCACCCUCUGUUGCAAACACCUGAGGACGCGCAGGUGCACAUCAACCUGAUGUUUGUGGACUCGAAUCCGAGCAGCGAUGUGCACGGGGUGAUGGGGCAGACGUACCGCAGCGGCAGGGAGCAGCGCACCUUGGAGUAUUCUAGGCUUGCUGCUUUGCUGCACCACCCCGUGUCAGUGGAUGGGGAGGAGGGGAAGGGGUUUCUGGAUGGGGAGGUGGGGGAUUAUGAGACGUCGGGAGUGACUGCUACUGACUGCAGGUUCACUGCUUUUAAUGGCGGCCAGCUGCCUGGACAGGCAGAGGAAUGA